GAUUCUAGAGGAGAGUUGAGGUCAUACUGUAGGAUUACUUUUAUUGUGUGUCUGUGUGUACAAAACGUGAAAAUGCCAUCGGAUUUUGACAAGGGGGCAUACCCAGAGCCUCCUCGGCAGACUCCUGCACCUGACAAACAGACUGCACUACCAAACCCAGCUAUAAUCUUGUCAAAGCUCUUCUAUUACUCCGUGGAUGUGCCUGUCACGACAUUGAGAGGUGUUGUAGACAGUAUAAGGUCCAACAACAAGUCUGUGUACUACCACCAGAAGUUCCGGCGAGUCCCCGACCUGACUGAAUGCGAGGAGGGUGAUUACCUGUGCUACUAUGAGGCAGAGAUGCAGUGGAGGAGAGACUAUAAAGUGGACCAGGAAAUACUAAAGAUUGUACAGGAGAGAAUGAGAGCCUGCUACCAGAGAGAAGGAGCCAGUUAUGAGCAGAAUUGUGCCAAGGAAAUCCAUCAGUUUAAUGAAGCAGCUAAAGACUUUCAGUCACGCUAUGGAGACCUUGGGGCUUAUGCCAGUGCACGAAAAUGUUUAAUGAAGCAAAAACAAAGAAUGAUGGAAGCCCAAGCUGAGAGUGCUUAAGAAUCUGAGUGUUAUUCUGUAUAAUAAUUGUAAAAUAAAAUGUUUUGACCUCAA
Periophthalmus magnuspinnatus is the source of this 642-nucleotide messenger RNA. RefSeq names its product NADH:ubiquinone oxidoreductase subunit B10 (gene ndufb10). The coding region runs from base 73 to 588 and encodes 171 amino acids. Lineage: Eukaryota; Metazoa; Chordata; Actinopteri; Gobiiformes; Gobiidae. The record is from RefSeq and is a predicted model, not a curated record. The transcript is spliced from 4 exons.